AUGCCACCAUCGGACACUCAGCGUCAACGCAUAUUGCCACUAUCACCGGACGCCAUCGCACAGAUCCACUCCUCGAAACAUAUCACUACUCUUCAAGGCGUCAUUCUCUCUCUUCUCGAGAAUUGCCUCGAUGCCGCCUCUACCAAAGUGGACAUCACCGUCGACUGGAAACGGGGCAGCUGCACAAUCGAAGACAACGGCGAUGGCAUUCCUCCUAACGAGUUUGCUGAAGAUGGCGGCCUUGGAAAGAUGUACUGCACCUCCAAACCCUCUCCAGCUUCGACUCAUCUCCACGGCUCCAACGGCACCUUUCUCGCAGAGUUGUCUUCCAUGUCGCUCUUGACCAUCUCGUCAACACAUUCCAGCAACAAGCAGUCCGCAUCUUUGACCUUCCACAUGGCCAAAUGCAUCACUCGCAGUCUUCCCGAAUCGACGCAGGCUCAAUCUACUCUUCCAGCUCGGCCUGGUACGCACAUCGCCGUUCGCGACCUUUUUGGCAACAUGCCAGUCCGCCUGAAGCACCGCGCUCUUGCAACUUCUGCCCCUUCCUCCGACGAGACAUCCUGGCAGGACCUCAAACGUGGUGUUGUUGCGCUCCUCCUGGCUUGGCCUAAGCCCUGUAGUGUCAAGCUCCGUGACGCAACUUCUGCAUCCAAGUCGUCUGCUUCUACCUACGACCCGACGGAUGUACUACCAAUCCUAUUUCAGUCCGGCUUCACUUCGCCUGAUUCGAGGAGUUCGUGGGUCCCUUUAUCAGCCAACACCUCGGCAAUUUCACUGAAAGGAAUGAUAUGCCAGGAUCCUGCGCCAACUAAACAGUGCCAAUUUCUGUCGCUCGGUGUGAUGCCGUGUGGCGCGGCUGACGGCCAUGGAGAGUGGUAUGAUUGCGUGAAUCGUAUCUUCGCCAACAGCGGCUUUGGGAUCGAUCAGGACGAUGGCGUAACUCCGUCGAAGAAAGAAGACCGAGAAGACGGUAGACCCACUCGCCAGACUGCUAAAGAUAAGCCGAGGAAGGGCGUCGAUCGAUAUCCGAUGUUCUGCCUGCAGCUCCAGUUCAAGGAGGUGCCUGGACGGAUCUCGGACCCUUCAAGACUCAACGAGGCCUCGCUGAAAGUUGUGGAAGAUAUCCUCGGAGCGGCUGUCACGGCGUGGCUGGAGGCGCAUCACUUCCGACCAAGAAAGAAGAGGUCUGGCAGGAGGAGGAAUGAGGAGCAGGAAAGUCCUGCUCGAGCGAUGGCUUCCAGGCAGAAUACAGGGUCGAGGAUGACGAGUUCCUUGCCUACCACGCCUGUCGUUGGGAAAGUUCACCGAGUAAGCUCUCGCACCGGGAUUGUGAUGCCUCUUGCGUCCGAGUCUCGUGCUGACUCCAGCCGUCCUGCAACUCGAGGACAGAAGGUGGUGUUGGAUGCUGGGUCUCUGUCUUCAGCCGGACGGCCGUUGAGUCUGUCCCGUCGUGGAGUGCUGGCAGCGAAGUCUGCCAUUCAGUCUAGACCAGGAACUGCGCCACCUUUGAUUCCAACCAGCGGGUCCGACAGUGGCGGCGUCGCAGGCGGGACAGCAAAGACUCCUGUCGAGGAGCAGGGACUGCAAGAAAAGUGGCUCCCCGGCUUCCUCCGCGAAUGGAACAAUCCCGUCUUCGCCCUCCGCAAGGAACCUCCCAUUCCGACGGCAUCAAAUCACGGACCAGGUAUUCUUCUUCCGACUGUCGGUAGCUCACACCAUGCCUGCCGCUCGCAUGCAGAUGGCACAAAUCCCCACUCGGUGGACAAAGGCAUCGCUCUUUCGAGAAGCGCACUCAAACAUGCUCGAAUCAUCGCACAGGUUGACCGGAAAUUCAUACUAGCCGUACUUCCCGCUACGGUGCCUUCCAUCAGCUCGUCCGCCGGUACAUUUGAGCUUCCAGGUCCUUCGCAAUCCGAUACGCUUGUACUGAUGGAUCAGCACGCCGCGUCUGAGCGGGUGAUGUUGGAAGACCUUCUAGUGGACCUUUGUAUCCCUGCUCCUGCUCCAAAAACGCAGAGAGUCCAGACCGUUCCAUUGGAGUCGACCUUGGAGUUCGACAUCCCGUCAUCCGAACAAGCGGUCCUAGAAAAGUUUAGAGCUUGGUUCCUGAGAUGGGGAAUUGCGUACAGCCUGAACAAGAAAGCUCGAGAAGCCAGAUUGAAAAUCAGCCAUCUCCCGCCUUGCAUCGCAGCGAGAUGUCAGAAAGAGCCGAGACUCGCCAUUGAGUUGGUGAGAGGUGAGGUCUGGAGGGUUGCUGAGCAUGGCGUUCCCAAGAUGGCAGACAUUGGACGGGAUGCUGCUCGGGAAAGCCCGUGUCGAUCGGCGAUCAUGUUCAACGAUAUCUUGGACCAUGCCGCGUGUGAGGAGUUGGUCAGGAAAUUGGCGAGGUGUGUCUUCCCGUUUGUGUGUGCGCAUGGGCGAGUGGGAGUUGUGCCGGUCGGGGCGUUGGAUGGUACGAGGUUGGCAGUUGACAGAGGGCUGGCUGGUAAUGAGGAGAGUGAUGGGAAGGGACCAGGCGAAAGGCUGGCGUCUUGGGUGAAAGGAAAAAGAGAAGUCGGUGGAGGUGAAAGAUGA
Messenger RNA from Zymoseptoria tritici IPO323, 2577 nucleotides. RefSeq lists its product as uncharacterized. The record is from RefSeq and is a predicted model, not a curated record. Lineage: Eukaryota; Fungi; Ascomycota; Dothideomycetes; Mycosphaerellales; Mycosphaerellaceae. Gene Ontology annotation, biological process: mismatch repair. The coding region runs from base 1 to 2577 and encodes 858 amino acids. Gene Ontology annotation, molecular function: ATP-dependent DNA damage sensor activity; ATP hydrolysis activity; ATP binding. The transcript is spliced from 6 exons. Gene Ontology annotation, cellular component: mismatch repair complex.